Fraxinus pennsylvanica is the source of this 2259-nucleotide messenger RNA. NCBI's taxonomy places the organism in Eukaryota, Viridiplantae, Streptophyta, Magnoliopsida, Lamiales, Oleaceae. The record is from the annotation of a GenBank genome assembly.
AUGCUGCAAUUCUUCCCGAUUCUAUAUUUACCCUUCAUUUUCAUCUAUUGCACGGCAUUCAAAUCCAACCUCAAGCCAUACAUUGUGUAUUUGGGGAGUUCCUCAAAUGGCAAUAGAGGAGAAGACUUGUCUCAUUUGCAAUUGUUAUCAUCUUUAAUUCCAAGUGAAGAGAGUGAACGAAUAUCUUUAUUGCACUCUUACAAUCAUGCUUUCAAGGGCUUUUCUACCAUACUUACAGAGAAUGAAGCAUCGAGAUUAUCUGGUUAUGACGAGGUUGUGUCUAUAUUUCCUGAUCCGGUCCUGAAACUCCAUACGACGCGUUCUUGGGACUUUCUGGAAGCCGUAGACGAUAAAUUCAGAUCAAUCCACCCUUGGGACGAGCACAAAUCGUCUGAUAUUAUAAUUGGAGUUAUAGACACAGGUAUAUGGCCCGAGUCACCAAGUUUUAGUGAUGAAGGUAUUGGCAACAUUCCAUCAAAGUGGAAAGGAGUUUGCAUGGAAGGUUCAAAUUUUAAGAAAUUCAAUUGUAAUAGGAAGUUGAUAGGAGCCAGAUUCUAUAACAAAAAUGGGAAGGGCUCGCCAAGAGAUAACAUCGGCCAUGGAACACACGUCGCUUCAACAGCAGCCGGAGUACCUGUCGAUAAUGCCAGUUACUAUGGGCUAGCAAGUGGUACAGCCCGAGGUGGAUUGCCUUCUGCUAGAAUAGCAAGUUACCAGGCAUGCUCAACUGAUGGAUGUCCUGGUUCAGUUAUCUUAAAAGCCAUUGAUGAUGCCAUCAAAGAUGGAGUUGAUAUUAUUUCCAUUUCUAUAGGUAUAAGUUCGAUUUUGCAAUCGGAUUUUCUAAGUGAUCCUAUUGCCAUUGGAGCCUUCCAUGCAGAACAAAGGGGAAUCAUGGUAGUUUGUUCAGCUGGAAAUGAUGGACCCGAUCCUUAUACCAUUGUUAAUACAGCUCCAUGGAUAUUUACUGUUUCAGCAUCGACUAUUGAUCGUAAUUUUCAGACAACUAUAGUGCUAGGAAACAAUCAAUCCUACGAGGGGACUGCAAUCAAUUUUUCUCCUCUUACUCAUGGGAAAGCAUACCCUCUUGCAUUUGGCAAAAAAGUCGCCUCUAGUUUCACUCCAGCAUCUGAUGCCAGGAAUUGUAUCCCGGGAUCAAUAGAUCCAAAGAAAGCAGCAGACAAAAUAAUAGUCUGUGUGGACGAAGAUCCGAAUGUCUCGAAGAGAAUAAAGAAAUUAGUGGUGGAAGAUGCUAAAGCUAAAGGUUUGAUUAUGAUAGACAUAGAAGGACAACUUUUACCAUUUGAUUCGGGCACCUAUCCAUCUGCAGUAAUUGGGGAAAGUACAGGCUCCCGAAUUCUCAAUUAUAUCAACUCAACUAAGAAACCUACUGCAACUAUACUUCCAACAAAAGUAGUUCCAAGGUUCAAGCCAGCUCCUGUUGUUGCACCUUUCUCUUCAAGAGGUCCCGGAGGUCUUACAGAAAAUAUCCUUAAGCCUGAUAUUAUGGCUCCUGGAGUAGCCAUUUUGGCAGCCAUCGUGCCAAAGAUAAUACCAGAUUAUAGUCCACCUGGGAAUAAGACUUCUUUGUUCAGCAUAAGAUCUGGAACUUCAAUGGCCUGCCCUCAUGUUACUGGUGCUGUUGCAUUCAUCAAAUCGAAGCAUCCUCACUGGAGUUCCUCAAUAAUCAAAUCAGCAUUGAUGACAACAGCAUCUGUAUCUAAUAACUUGGGAAAACCUUUGACAAAUAGCAGUGAUAAUUAUGCAAAUCCUCAUGAAGCUGGCGUUGGAGAAAUACAUCCUAUCAGAGCUCUUGAUCCAGGCUUAGUAUUCGAAAGUACAGUCCAAGAUUAUCUGUAUUUUCUUUGUUAUUUCGGCUAUAAACAAAAAACAUUAAGAUCAAUAACAAACACAAAUUUUAGCUGCCCAAAAGCCUCAGCUGAAAAAUUCAUUUCCAACAUUAACUAUCCUACUAUAUCUAUAGCCAGUCUGAAGAAAAAUGAGGGAAUAAGAAAGAUCAAACGAGUUGUUACAAAUGUGGGUUCAUCAAAUGCGACUUAUACAAGUACUGUAGAAGCUUCACCUGGUUUGAAAGUUAUGGUUUUUCCCUAUAGGCUUAAUUUCAGAGGUGGACUGAAGACAGCAGCUUUUAAAAUCUUCUUUGAUGGUAAAGAGGCUUCCAAGGGCUACAAUUAUGGGGCUAUAAAAUGGUUCGAUGGUUUGCACGUUGUUCGUGUAGUAUUUGCAGUAAAUGUUGAAUAA